AUGGACGAGGCUCGACCCAGCCGCAGGGGCGCCACACCCGCCCUACCCGACCAAGGCGAGCACGACUUUGGCAGCUCGUCCGCCCGCUUCUUCCAGCCCAGCGCCAAGGCAGGCGCCAAGGCAGACGCCAGCGGCAGUGCAGGCGACCGCGACUUUGGCAGCUCGGCCGACCGCUUCUUCCAUAGCCACUACACCGGCGACGCGCGGGACCUCCUGGCGCCCUCCACCGAGAGCGUAGACGAGGCCGAGGCCGAGGCUGGUCUGGACCGCGACUUUGGCAGCAGCACGUCGGCGCUCUUCCGCAGUAGUGAGCAGCCGGAUGAAGGCCACCGCAUGUGCGGGAUGGUGGCCAACCUGCUCAAGUCGCGCGGCAUGCGGAAGGAGGAGUCGGCAGACGACGUCUGUCGCUCAGUCUCCGGCACCGACCAGACCUCCUGUAAUUUCUUCGUGCGCGCGUUCGGAUCGGACAUCCUGCAGAAGCUCGGCGAGGAGCCCAUCGACGACAUCUGCGACGAGCUCGACUAUGCCAAGACGCGCCCUCCCGGCUGCACGGCCAGAGCGACGCCGCCAAGCUCGCCAACAUCCAAGCCGGCGAGGACGCCCGACGGCGACCCGACCAGGGACAGCGCGCCGACGGCGAACCUGGACGAAGGCGCGCGCGUGCUGUCAGUCAGCCGCGCGCGAACGCCGUGGGGCGGCAGCGCGGGCCUGAACAAGGGCGGCCGGUCGAUGCCGGUGGUGAGCUCAGCCCAGCAGAAGGAGGUUGGCUGGGACACGGUCGACCCGCACAACGAGGGCCACCCGGCCGCCAGCUCAGGCCGCGCCGGGCUCAAGGGCCUUGGCGUCAACAUGGAGGGCCAAUGA
Acanthamoeba castellanii str. Neff is the source of this 864-nucleotide messenger RNA. RefSeq lists its product as uncharacterized. The transcript has 4 exons. Bases 1 to 864 code for a protein of 287 amino acids. The record is from RefSeq and is a predicted model, not a curated record. NCBI's taxonomy places the organism in Eukaryota, Discosea, Longamoebia, Acanthamoebidae.